UUUCGUAACACCACGGUAUGAAGCAGAGAUGUCAAGCUUAAAAUCUGCACGCACGAACUAAGCUCUCAGCAUGAUGCUGUUUAUUUGAGUCAUUUCGGAUAAAAAUAGUUUAUUUGGAUCAUAAAGAGUGGUCAUGCUCAGCCAGGCAUUAUGUUACAAGGCUAGAGUUGGUCUUCUGUAACAGGACUUGGACGAAAUUGAAGCCACCUCAUGGUGCCAUGCAGAUCUGGUGUGUGCUCAACGCCUAUGGAAGUCACUUCUUCCCAAUUGAUUUCCAGUGAGAUCUUUCCUCUUCCAUUAGUGAAGGCCAUGCUCUAUCCGGGUGCAGUUGCUAAUUGCUUAAUCACAAGCAGGACGGUGCCAAGCUGGGAUAAUCUGCUAAACAUCUACAACCUGACAAAUGUGAAGGAGGCCUCAGCUGUAACUGACCUACAACGCUUGGAGGUUCUUGCCGGAAGCUAUUUUUGUGUGGCUGGAGCUCUUAUUGGGAUAUUAAAACCUGGAAGAAUGAGCAUGUUUGGGACGCUACUUAUUGUUUGGGGGCUUAUCAAGGAAGGGAUACUUAACAAGCCGACAAAAGUGGAUGUGUAUGUGUAUGUGUACCCAACAAUGUUGCUAGCAUUGGUAUGUUCUUUCAUGUCUGUGAAGUAUAAUAUGAAAAAGGUGACAAGAGGUGCCCCUGCUAGACCUGUUGCAAAACCUCUGAAAAGUUCUUCAAAAGCUAAGCUGAAAUGAGCAUCAUUUCUCAUUCUCUCCGUACUGCUGAAAUGUACUUGCUUGUCUCGACUGUAUUGUGUUAUGUAAUUGUAAUAGAGGAGAAGAGAAAUCUAUAUUUCACUCUCAGGAAUAUGGCAUGUGUUAUCUGUUUUUGCUUAGCAAAAUGAUGAAUUGUAAUAAUAUCUUGUUUGAGUUAUUAUUAUUCUUACAGAGAGACGUGUUGUUUUAUGAGAUGAAUGAUCUACUUACUGCUUUGGA
Solanum lycopersicum (tomato) is the source of this 975-nucleotide messenger RNA. RefSeq lists its product as uncharacterized. The record is from RefSeq and is a predicted model, not a curated record. Lineage: Eukaryota; Viridiplantae; Streptophyta; Magnoliopsida; Solanales; Solanaceae.